AUGUCUGUGGGGAUGAUCAUUUUGAGGAAUCUCAAUUUGAGUCACUAUGCAAAGAUAGUUAAAAAACUAAGAAAAACUGCAGUACCAACACUCUUUAGCAUUCCAAAUCCACCACCAUCUGUAACUGACAAGAGGAUAAGAGAAGUAAGAUGUCCUAAGCCAAAUACUGAAGUGGAAACUCUACCUGCUUCAAAUGAAGAGUUGUUAAAAAAAAUAGAAUUCCUUGAGCAACAGCUUCAAGAAAAAGAUGCAAAAUUGACAUCAUUUUUGUCCGAUGAGCAAGUAGGAACCCUUGCUGUGCAGUCAAAAAGGAACUGGUCAGAAAAGUCCAUUAUAAAAGGACUGAAGAUGCGAUUUGCUUUGGGCAAACAUGGAUAUAAUUACCUCAGAAGUACUGGAUAUCCAGCACCAUCGUACAGUACCUUGAACAGGAGGAUUAGGGACAUAAAAAUUAAAUUUCGGCAUUUUAGAAAAUUUGUUUUUUUUUCCUCAAGACAAAAGUUCAUUCAUUGGAUGCUCUUGAUAGGAACUGCUGCCUUUUAGUUGACGAAAUGGAAAUAGCUUCAUAUCAAGAUUUUGAUACAUCGUCUAAGUCAUUCAUUGGAAAUGUUACGUUA
Molecule: messenger RNA, 617 nt
Organism: Stegodyphus dumicola
Lineage: Eukaryota; Metazoa; Arthropoda; Arachnida; Araneae; Eresidae
Product: 52 kDa repressor of the inhibitor of the protein kinase-like
Source: RefSeq, a predicted model, not a curated record